Messenger RNA from Solea senegalensis (Senegalese sole), 1943 nucleotides. Its product is annotated as keratin, type I cytoskeletal 13-like. Lineage: Eukaryota; Metazoa; Chordata; Actinopteri; Pleuronectiformes; Soleidae. Bases 74 to 1333 code for a protein of 419 amino acids. The record is from RefSeq and is a predicted model, not a curated record. The transcript is spliced from 8 exons. Gene Ontology annotation, molecular function: structural molecule activity.
CCUCAGCACCAGCGUCUCUCUCCAGCGUCAAGUGCUCCAACGCGGCUCUCCAGCACCACACUAGUCCGUCACCAUGACCCUCUACCGCACCGGAUUUUCAUCCUUGUCCUCCUCCUCAAUGCCGCUCAUGAGCUCCAGACGCGGCGCCGGCAGCGUCUACGGCGGCUCAGGUGGUCGAAACGCCCGGGUGUCCUACGCCUCCAACGGCCUCGGCAGCUCCGGCCUUGACCUGUCAUCAGCGCUCGGCGGUGGCGGAGGGAGCGGCGGCAGCGAGAGAGUGACCAUGCAGAACCUCAACGACCGCCUGGCCACGUACCUGGACAAGGUGCGCACUCUGGAGACCACCAAUGCGCAGCUGGAGCGUCAGAUCCGCGAGUGGUACGACAAGCAGACCCCGACUGUCAAAGACUACAGCAAGUACCAGGCCAUCAUCGACGGCCUGCGCCAGAAGAUAAGUGCUGCCACACAGGACAAUGCCAGGAUGAUGCUGCAGAUUGACAACGCCAGACUGGCAGGAGAAGACUUCAGAAUCAAGUUUGAGAACGAGAUGGCGAUGCGCAUGUCGGUGGAGACGGACAUCGCCGGUCUGCGCAAGGUCCUGGACGAGCUGACCAUGGCUCGCUCCGACCUGGAGAUGCAGAUCGAGGGCCUGAAGGAAGAGCUGGUCUACCUGAAGAAGAACCAUGAAGAGGAGCUUGCAGCCUUGCGCGGCCAAGUGAAUUCCAGCUCUGUGAAUGUGGAGGUGGAAGCGAGACCCCACCAAGACCUGAACGGAGUCCUGGAUGAGAUCAGAAGUCAGUAUGAGGGCAUCGCGGAGAAGAACCGCCGCGAUAUGGAGGCGUGGUACAAAGUCAAGUUCGACGAGCUGAACAAGCAGGUGGCGUCGAGCACCGAGAGUCUCCAGACGUCCCGCAGUGAGAUCAACGAGCUGAAGCGAACGCUGCAGGCGCUGCAGAUAGAGCUGCACUCCCAACUCAGUCUGAAAUCUGCCUUGGAGGGAACUCUGUCGGAGACGGAGUCCCGUUACAGCCUGCAGCUGAGCCAGCUCCAGACCAUGGUCAACAGCCUGGAGAACGAGCUGAGCCAGAUGAGGGCCGACAUCGAGAGGCAGUCCGCCGCCUACCAGGAGCUUCUGGACAUCAAGACCAGGCUGGAGCUGGAGAUCGCCGAGUACAGGAGGCUGUUGGAUGGAGAGGAGAUAAUCACUGUAAAUACCACACCAGCGCCACCUCAAUCAAUCAAAACCCAGAGAAGGAGGAUUUUGAUUGAGGAGAUCGUUGACGGUAAAGUGGUGUCCCGCACAGAAGACGUGAACGAAGAGGUCCUCAAAUAGAAGACACAAUGCAUCCCGAAGUAUCUGGAUCAAAUAUAUAAUAACAACACUAAUAAUAAUAAUGAUAAUAAUAAUGAUGAUGAUGAUGAUGAUAGCAGUAAUAAGCAGGUCUUCCUGUAUUCUCAAGUUUACCAAAACUAACCUGGAGAAGAAUUCCCUGGGUCAUUACCAAAGUCGUCAAGUGUCAUGAUUUCUGCAUUAUUUUUAAUUCAAGUAGAACGUCCACAAUUUAAUACAAAACACUGGGAAAAGGCCCUUAAAUGUAUGAAUAAAAUUGUGUUUUUUCACACACACGCACACACACACACGCUGGUUUUGCAUUAUUUGUUGUUUCAGACAUGAUGAAUUCUCUAGCACCUUACUCUAACCUUAUCCAUCACCACUACACACCUAACCCUUAAACUAAGUCUUAAUCCUCAAAAAGCAUGUUAAACUUGUAAGGACCAGCCAAUUGGUUCUCACUGCUUAUUUAUGCACACACACACACACACACACACACACACACACACACAUAUAUACCAGGCUGACAGGGGACUGUCACUCUACACCCACAAACAGGGGACUUGUGUUUCUGGUCAUUUUUAAAUAAUAAAAAUAUAAUAAAAAGAAA